Molecule: messenger RNA, 1136 nt
Organism: Haliotis rufescens (red abalone)
Lineage: Eukaryota; Metazoa; Mollusca; Gastropoda; Lepetellida; Haliotidae
Exons: 4
Coding region: 109-657 (182 amino acids)
Source: RefSeq, a predicted model, not a curated record
UAAAAUUAGAGUAACCUCCCUUGGUUUCAGACAGUUGCCACUUCCGUCUAAGAUUUACAAUUAUGCAUACUCAUGAAAACACACUUGGUGUGAACCUUUCCAGCUAUAAUGGCAGCUGCUAGUGUUUGUCGAAAACGUCCUCGCAGUGACCUAGAGGAAGACUGCGAUGACUGCCUUCCAAUAUCAAAACGCAUCAACAAACUCCAUAUUGAAUCGGCCAGACGAAGUCAGGAGGAAGGGUUAGCUAAAGGAGAUACGACUCAGGGCUUCAGUGGAGAAGGAACGUCCUCUGCAAACUGUGAUCCUCAUCUGUUGCCAUGGCAACAAGCUCAACUAGUCAAUCAACAUCUAGUCUGUGGUCCUGGAGCCAAUCAGAGCCAGUUGUCCAUUCCUGGGUGUUCAGUCCCCAACCAUCAAACACGGCCAUCGCUGAAUCCAGAAGAGGCAAGAACGAACAAUAAUGAUAUAUUACACAGUUCAGAUAAUGUUGGUGCAGUCUGUGAUCAGUGCCCCAUCAACAUGGAGGACAUCGCUGGCUAUGACCCGGAACUGAAAGAGGGAGAGAACCCACACUACUUCCGGGUCAACAGUAUUCUCUACGAUGCUCACGUGUCUCGCGUCACACGGACAAAGUCAUUCCAUGAACUCAAUAGCUAGUGUUGCAUGUCUUCUAGUGCCUCUCGUCAUGUGUCAGGGCUAGCGCCACACCCUAGUGAAGGAGGAGGAACUGGUAGUUUUGUUGAAUGCUGUAUUCGCCAUAUUAGGCGUCCUGCUUCAAACUGACCAACUUCAAGACCACCUUUUCAGGAUAGUUUUUGUAAGUGCCCCAUACCAAGACCGAACACUAUCGUAUGCCAGUCUUUAUUUUGUCAUGCGUAUUACAUCAUGUCUUACAAUAAACAGCAAUGCAGGAGGGGAGUAUAUUUGCCUGGUGUCUAUUAUCAAAAAUGUUUUAGUUUCAUCAAUGUUUGCACGAGGUUUGUUCUCUACCGCACGAUCACUGACACAAAUUUGACUUGUAAGGUUUUAAGAAGCACCCCCUUUAUCAUUUUCUAAGCACUCAGGCUGCUUAUUAUGGCGAGUAUGGUACCUCUGUUUAGCGGUGUUUAGUUUAUAUCUGGAAACUAAUUCAGAAA